GUUUCGUCUGAGUCGUCUCUCUUCACUCGCCGGAGAGAGAGAAGAAAAAAAGACGACGGAGAAAUGGCGGAGGAGCAGAAGAAGAAGCUAUGUCGUUUCUGGAUUUGGGCUUUAUCUUCCGUUGCUUUCCGAUUGAUCUUGAUCUCCUUCCCGGGAAAUCUCAAUCUCUCUUCUCGUCCGGAGGUCUCUACCCCUCUCACCAGCAUUCGCCGCCUUGCUGAAGGUUAUUGGUUGAAGCAAGCAUCAAUGUCACCAUACGCAGGAUCUAUGUAUCAUGGCUCACCAUUGUUGCUCUCGGUUCUUGGACCUCUCACAGUUCAGAGGAUUAAAGGGCAACCAAGUCAUCUCUUUUCCAGCUUGGUUUUUGUUAUUGCAGAUAUAUUAAGUGCGAUGCUUCUUCGAGGUAUUGGUCAGAAACUUCAGAUGGCUUAUGGACUGAAUGCGAGGCUACUUGGCUUUCUUAAGUCAUCAAGGGAUAGAGUGAUCCUACCUUGUGGUGAUAUUGCUGCUCUUGUGUAUUUGUGGAAUCCUUUCACGAUAGUUUCUUGUGUGGGCUUAUCAACUUCUCCCAUCGAAAAUCUGGCUGUCAUACUGGCGCUUUUUGGAGCAGUUACCCGACGAGUUCCUCUGGCUGCAUUUGGCUUAGUCAUUGCCACCCAUUUAUCUCUUUAUCCUGCUACUCUGACAAUUCCAAUAAUCUUUCUAUUGGGAUAUGGUUUGGAUGCUCCUCCUAUUAAAUUGUUCCUUCAGACCAGAAGUGUAGAAAAUGAGGAGACUUCAACAUCUACUGUUUCUAAACAAGCCAAGUUGAAACAGACAACGCGCAUUCCUUUCUUAUGGAAAACAGUCGCUCAUUUCUUGUUCUGGGUACUUCUGUGGUCGCUCUAUGUGUUGGUCUUAUGUGCUUUAUCACUGAAUAAAUAUGGUGGGCUUGAGGAGAUGUUCAAGAGGACGUAUGGUUUCAUUCUCAGUAUUGAAGAUCUUUCACCAAACAUUGGAGUCUUUUGGUACUUCUUUGCAGAAGUCUUCGACUUCUUCAGAAACUUUUUCCUGAUAGUUUUCCACGUAAAUAUUCUGUUUAUGUUACUGCCCUUAGCCAUACGGUUGAAACAUCGGCCAUGCUUCCUAGCUUUCAUAUACUUAGCGAUCUCCUCAAUUCUUAAAUCUUAUCCUUCAGUCGGAGAUUCGGCAUUAUACUUGAGCUUAUGGGCAUUGUUUGUCAAUGAGUUAAUAGAUAUGAAGUUCUCGUUCUUCCUCUUCUGUGGAUAUCUCGGGAUUUCUCUACUCAGCCCUGUGAUGCACAAUCUCUGGAUAUGGCGGGGAACCGGAAAUGCAAAUUUCUACUUUGGAAAUGCUAUAGGCUAUGCGUGCUUUCAGAUCGUUUUCGUGGUUGAGAGCGUAAGCGCAAUGCUAAACCAUGACAGGGCGCUGAAGAGAUCUAACUCGAACCAUCGAGAAAAUGUGGGAUCAUUACAUGGGUUCAUGCAUAAGUAUCUCAAGCACAUGGUCUUGAGUCUCUUUGGCCAUGAAAGUCUCAAGAAGAUGCUUCCUGAAAUUGAACAAAGUGCAUGUAACAAGUUAGACCUCUGGUCAACUCAAAACUCAAUUGAACUGAAAGAUUCAGUGGCAAGCUUGAUAUUUGAUCUCACCGCGAAAAAGUUGAUAAGCCAUGAUACAGAGAAGUCCUCAGAGAAUCUAAGGGAAUACUUUGUUGCGUUCAUCCACGGUUUAAUCUCCUUCCCUAUUGACAUCCCAGGGACAGCUUAUCAUAAGUGCCUAAAGGGUAGGGAAAGUGCGAUGGAAAUGUUGAGAAAUAUGCUUCAAGAGCGUUGUGAGAAGCCAAGGGAGAAUCCGAGUGACUUCUUCGAUUAUGUCAUCAAAGAGCUUAAGAAAGAAGGCACAAUUCUGACAGAAGCAAUUGCACUAGACUUGAUGUUUGCCUUGCUUUUUGCUAGCUUCGAAACAACUUCUCUCUCUUUAACUUUAGCUAUCAAGUUCCUCUCAGACAACCCUUCAGUCCUAAAACGUCUAACGGAAGAGCAUCAGGCAAUCCUGAGAAACCGUGAAGAUGCUGACUCUGGACUUACAUGGAAAGAAUACAAAUCAAUGACUUACACAUUUCAUGUAUAUGAUCAAUUCAUAAACGAAACAGUUAGACUAGCGAAUAUCGCUCCUGCAAUCUUCAGGAAAACCUUGAGAGAUAUCAAGUAUAAAAAUUAUAUUAUUCCAGCCAAUUGGGCGGUAAUGGUAUGUCCUCCAGCUAUACAUUUGAAUCCAAACAUCUAUGAAGAUCCUCUUGUCUUCAAUCCAUCUAGAUGGGAAGGAUCAGAAACUACUAAUGCAUCGAAGAAUUUCAUGGCGUUUGGUGGCGGAAUGCGAUUCUGUAUCGGAGCUGACUUCAGCAAAGUUCAAACUGCAGUAUUCCUUCAUAGCUUAGUCACAAAAUACAGACGGGAAGAAAUUAGUGGAGGAAAUAUACUUCGAACUCCUGGAUUGCAAUUUCCAAAUGGCUAUCAUGUUAAACUCAAGAAGAAAGAGAUCUAGAGAAAGUUAGAAGAAUUUGAAGCAAAGGAAGAACAAUCUACAAGACGUAACAUGCAAAUAUUAAAUGUGUACUAUAAACCAAAUUAAAGGAAUUUAUUUCCAAUUUAAGCUUAUGUUUUUACUUUAAUAAAAUUGUUUACUAUAU
Molecule: messenger RNA, 2689 nt
Organism: Arabidopsis arenosa
Lineage: Eukaryota; Viridiplantae; Streptophyta; Magnoliopsida; Brassicales; Brassicaceae
Source: the annotation of a GenBank genome assembly